This is a messenger RNA of Rhopilema esculentum, 1432 nucleotides long. The record is from RefSeq and is a predicted model, not a curated record. NCBI's taxonomy places the organism in Eukaryota, Metazoa, Cnidaria, Scyphozoa, Rhizostomeae, Rhizostomatidae.
UUUGUAGGAAGCGAAAACAAACUGGGAAGGAGAUUGAGUUGCCUUGCAAAUGGUGGCUAGCGGAGAAUUAUAGAAAUCUCGUGCCACUCAACACAGACUUUAUAAAAAGGUUAUUGGUUCAAAAAUCACCAUCGAUUUUUGAAAAAGGAGGCUUGUUUUCAAUCAUAGACUCGUCGAAUUCAAUGCUUCGAUAAGAUGGCAAAUGCCAGUAAAAAGAUCCAAGAAGGCCUUGGUCACAUCAAGGAGGCUGAAAAGUAUUUGAAAACAAGCUUUUUUAAAUGGUCUCCAGAUUAUGACAGUGCUGCAGAUAGGUAUCAAAAGGCAGCCACUUGCUUCAAGGUUGCAAGAUCAUACGACAAAGCGAAAGAUGCGUUUAUUAAAACUGCAGAGUGUCACGAGAAAAACAACCAACUUUUUCAUGCUGCCAAAUCGUUAACUGAAGCAGGAAAUAUCAGCAUCGAAUCGAAAAAUCUUGAUGAAGCUAUAAGACUGAUGGAUAAAGCAAGCUUAUUAUACAGAGAAAAUGGAACUCCAGACACAGCCUGUAUAAGUCUCGUAACAACGGCUAAAAAGGUAGAAUUUACAGAGCCUUUGAAAGCAAUGGAGUUAUAUGAAAAAGCUGCAGUUAUUGCAGAGGAUGGUGACAAAAUCAGAGAAGCUGCAGGACAUCUUAAUAAUGCAUCGAGGUUGCUGGUAAAGAGCAAGCAGUAUCGAAAAGCUGUUGAUAUUGUGAAACGUCAAAUUGAAUUAUACACAAAAGUUGAUAAUUACCCAUCUAUUUUUAACCUUGUUUUGGGUCUGGUUUUGUUAUAUCUGACUGAAAAAGAUUUAAUUGCUGCUGAAAACUGUUAUCAAAGUUCAUUUGAAUAUCAAGGCUUUGGUGCAUCUGAUUCUGCAGAGGCCAUUGAACAGCUCAUAGAAGCUUAUACCAAUGGUGAUGAUGCUGCAAUGAAAACAAUCACCUCAAAGCCAAUUAUAAGUUGUCAGGACACUGAAUUUGCUAAAUUGGGAAAGAUGCUCAGGGCCCCAAAGGCAGACGAUGCAUUUGAUGAGUAUGCUGGAAAUAUCGGGGAAGGAGAAACUAGAGACCCCCCAAAAGGAGCUUCUAGCAGUGAAAUUGGUGGUGGCGAAAUAGAUCUUUGUUAAUGUGCGGCUGAGAAACAUUUCAUGUCAACUAUUUGUUGCUUCAGUUAAUUUAUUGUUGAUAUAUGGUCAUUUUGCUUUUGACAAUUAGCUUUAUUGUGACAUAGAAAGAAGAGGACAUUUUUAAUUUCAUUACAAUUACAUGCAUAAAAGAUAUGAAUAGUGGAGAUCUUUACUGCAUUCCAAAUUGAUAGAUACCAUAGCCGCAGUGCUUAAAGUAAUUUCGGGUAUUAUCAUAUAUGUGUCAUAACCUUGAGCUAUUAACAAGUCUCAAUUAAAUAUUUUUCUA